UGGUCGCAGUAGUAACAAACACACACAUAUUGUUAUUGAGACCUUACUUUUCAAUACGCGUCAUUAAACCUACAGUUAACGGAUUUCUUUGUUUACUGUUUAUCACUCGUCCCGUUAUGGCGGAACGGAUCACGAGAGAAGAUGCGUUGUCACGGGAGGGCUUCAGACAUGCGUGUCACAUUAUGCUUUACGGAGACUCUAGUGCCAAACUUUUCGGGAAAAUCCCAAUAAAACAUAUAGUUCUGAUGCAGAUGCGCUUUGAUGGCUUGCUGGGUUUCCCAGGGGGAUUGGUGAACCCGAAUAAGGAGACGCUGGAGGCGGGACUUAGCAGAGAGCUUCACGAGGAGGUGGGCGUGGCUGUGUCGGUGGGCGUGGACGAUCACAUAUCCUCCUGCCUUUCUCAGUCUCCAUCCUCCCCUCAGCUCAUCACACACUUCUACAUCAAGAAGAUGACAGAGCCAGAGCUGAAAGAGAUCGAGAGAGCAGCUGUAACUACGGCCACAGACCAUGGUUUAGAGGUAAUGGGUAUGGUCCGAGUCCCACUCUACUUCCUUAAGAAUGGGGGUGGUCUCCCCUAUUUCCUGUCCCACUCGUUCAUCUGUAACUCUCGGGCCCAGCUGCUCUCUGCCCUGCACCACUGUAGACUGCUGUCCCAGGGGGAGCUGGAGAAGGCUGUGAGACAAGCUGAGCAGAUGAGACGCACACACAGUGAUGAUCCACACUGACAUUAGUUUACACAGCGGUGCCUUUUCACCCCUGGGCCAUUACAGCUACAUCACAGUAGCCCAACCCCCCAAGUGCGGGUAGAAACACCCCCAUGUCCUCAUACUACCUUCAGUUCCUGAUUCAGCCUUGUACAACAUGUACUCUCCCUUAGAUAUCCUAUGUCUCAAAGAUGCAGACCCUAACCGUUUAUCAUAAUAUCACUAACAAUUCAUGAGCCCAGGUUCACUUAAUAGUUGAUAAUAAUGUUUUUCAUACGUCAAUAGUCCCCAUUCUACAAUAUAAGAGCAUUAAUUGAAGCAAAUUAAUGACUCUGAGAUGUUGCAAUAAUUAUACCUCUAAAAAAUGUAAUUUGUUUUUGAUAAUUUGCAUAUGUAAAUUUAUUUAUGAUUUAAGCAUAGUUGCUUAAGAGAGAUGAAUGCUAUACUUAUGGCACUGACGCCAUUCUGUUUGAUGAAUUCCUAUCAGAUCGGUUUAUGAGAUUUAUAUAUUUGCAAGUUAAAUGGUGCGUGCUAGUUUGACUAAUAAACAGCAGAUGACAUGUGA
Molecule: messenger RNA, 1269 nt
Organism: Pimephales promelas (fathead minnow)
Lineage: Eukaryota; Metazoa; Chordata; Actinopteri; Cypriniformes; Leuciscidae
Product: U8 snoRNA-decapping enzyme
Biological process (GO): sno(s)RNA catabolic process; mRNA catabolic process
Cellular component (GO): nucleus
Molecular function (GO): phosphodiesterase decapping endonuclease activity; snoRNA binding
Source: RefSeq, a predicted model, not a curated record